Jaculus jaculus (lesser Egyptian jerboa) is the source of this 1284-nucleotide messenger RNA. It is a transcript of the gene Nt5c3b, whose product is annotated as 5'-nucleotidase, cytosolic IIIB. The transcript is spliced from 9 exons. Gene Ontology annotation, molecular function: 5'-nucleotidase activity; magnesium ion binding. Bases 23 to 925 code for a protein of 300 amino acids. Lineage: Eukaryota; Metazoa; Chordata; Mammalia; Rodentia; Dipodidae. Gene Ontology annotation, cellular component: cytoplasm. The record is from RefSeq and is a predicted model, not a curated record.
GGCGGCCCGGCCACCCGGCGCGAUGGCGGAGGAGGUGAGCAGCCUGCUGAAGGCCACGGUCCGGAUGCGGCAGCCCGGGCGCGUGCGGGAGAUCGUGGGCGCCCUCCGCAGGGGCGGGGCCGACCGGCUACAGGUGAUUUCUGAUUUUGACAUGACCUUAAGCAGGUUUGCUUAUAAUGGACAGCGAUGCCCUUCUUCCCACAAUAUUCUGGAUCACAGCAAGAUCAUCAGUGAGGAAUGUCGCAAAGAGCUCUCAGCGCUCCUUCGCUACUAUUACCCCAUUGAGAUCGACCCCCAGCGAACCGUCCAGGAGAAGUUGCCUCAUAUGGUGGAAUGGUGGACAAAAGCGCACAACCUCCUGUGUCAGCAGAGGAUUUCGAAGUUCCAGAUCGCGCAGGUGGUCAGAGAGUCCGCUGCCAUGCUCAGGGAAGGAUAUAAGACAUUCUUCGACACGCUCUACCAUAACGGCAUUCCUCUUUUCAUCUUUUCUGCGGGCAUUGGUGAUGUCCUGGAAGAAAUCAUCCGACAGAUGAAAGUUCUGCACCCCAACAUCCACAUCGUGUCUAACUACAUGGACUUCACUGAAGAUGGUUUUCUACGGGGAUUUAAGGGCCAGCUCAUCCACACCUACAACAAGAACAGCUCUGUGUGUGAGAACUCCGGCUACUUUGACAAGCUUCAGGGCAAAACCAACAUCAUCCUGCUUGGAGACUCCAUAGGGGACCUCACUAUGGCAGACGGGGUUCCUGGGGUGCAGAACAUUCUCAAGAUUGGCUUCCUUAAUGACAAGGUGGAGGAGCGGCGGGAGCACUACAUGGACUCCUAUGACGUCGUGCUGGAGAAGGAUGAGACCCUGGACGUAGUCAACGGGCUGCUGCAGCACAUCCUGCACCAGGGGGAGCGCAAGGAGCUGCAGGGCUCCUGAGCACGCAGGCUGGGGCCCGCUGGGGCGAGGACGUGGCAUGCCACGAGGUCUUUCUGCUGCGUGAGCACAGAGAAAAUUCCAGAGCAGCUAAGAGCCACUGGACCCUUCCUUGCCCUGCCCCAUCCUCCUCCCGUGGCCUUUUCCAAUUCCCCGAGGCUUGAGGGAGGCCCUGCCCUGUGGGAGGGCAGCAGGCAUGACUCCAAGUGAGCCGGGGACCACAGCGAGGUAGCCCUGGGGUUCUUUCUAAGAAAGGUUUUAUUUUGGUCUGAGAAUAUAGCUCAAGUGUAAAGCUUUGGGUUCCAUCCCCAGCAGUACAAAAAGGGAAAGGGAAAAUAAAAGGAAUCUGUGUAUCAGACAAA